CGACCGAGAACUCUGCUAAGCUCCGCUGCAGAGACAGGCAGGAGUAGACACCCGGGACACCCAGCACCCCUCCUCCGGGGGGCGGUGCAGAGGGGACACGGAGAGCCCCUCGAGCGCAGCAGGCCGCCCCGCCAGCAUGGCAGAAGCUGAGGAAGAUUGUCAUUCUGAUACUGUCAGAGCAGAUGAUGAUGAAGAAAAUGAAAGUCCUGCUGAAACAGAUCUGCAGGCACAACUGCAGAUGUUCCGAGCUCAGUGGAUGUUUGAACUUGCUCCAGGUGUAAGCUCUAGCAAUUUAGAAAAUCGACCUUGCAGAGCAGCAAGAGGCUCUCUCCAGAAAACAGCGGCAGAUACCAAAGGAAAACAAGAACAGGCAAAAGAAGAAAAGGCUCGAGAACUCUUCCUAAAAGCAGUAGAAGAAGAACAAAAUGGAGCUCUCUAUGAAGCCAUCAAGUUUUAUCGUAGGGCUAUGCAACUUGUACCUGAUAUAGAGUUCAAGAUUACUUAUACCCGGUCUCCAGAUGGUGAUGGCGUUGGAAACAGCUACAUUGAAGAUAAUGAUGAUGACAGCAAAAUGGCAGAUCUCUUGUCCUACUUCCAGCAGCAACUCACAUUUCAGGAGUCUGUGCUCAAACUGUGUCAGCCUGAGCUUGAGAGCAGUCAGACUCACAUAUCAGUGCUGCCAAUGGAGGUCCUGAUGUACAUCUUCCGAUGGGUGGUGUCUAAUGACUUGGACCUCAGAUCAUUGGAGCAAUUGUCGCUGGUGUGCAGAGGAUUCUACAUCUGUGCCAGAGACCCUGAAAUAUGGCGUCUGGCCUGCUUGAAAGUUUGGGGCAGAAGCUGUGUUAAACUUGUUCCGUACACAUCCUGGAGAGAGAUGUUUUUAGAACGGCCUCGUGUUCGGUUUGAUGGAGUGUAUAUCAGUAAAACCACAUAUAUUCGUCAAGGGGAACAGUCUCUUGAUGGUUUCUAUAGAGCCUGGCACCAAGUGGAAUAUUACAGGUACAUAAGAUUCUUUCCUGAUGGCCAUGUGAUGAUGUUGACAACCCCUGAAGAGCCUCAGUCCAUUGUUCCACGUUUAAGAACUAGGAAUACCAGGACUGAUGCAAUUUUACUGGGUCACUAUCGCUUGUCACAAGACACAGACAAUCAGACCAAAGUAUUUGCUGUAAUAACUAAGAAAAAAGAAGAAAAACCACUUGACUAUAAAUACAGAUAUUUUCGUCGUGUCCCUGUACAAGAAGCAGAUCAGAGUUUUCAUGUGGGGCUACAACUAUGUUCCAGUGGCCACCAGAGGUUCAACAAACUCAUCUGGAUACAUCAUUCUUGUCACAUUACUUACAAAUCAACUGGUGAGACUGCAGUCAGUGCUUUUGAGAUUGACAAGAUGUACACCCCCUUGUUCUUCGCCAGAGUAAGGAGCUACACAGCUUUCUCAGAAAGGCCUCUGUAGAGCCUCAAGUCCAGUCCUCUAUCACUUUUGCAUGAAUUCAAGUAUAUAGCGCAAAAGAGCACCUAAGUUAUAAAUGUAUGUGUAUAUAUAUAUAUAUAUACACACAUAUAUAUAUAUGGAAUUGGAACUUAAAUUGUUGGAGUUCUUUUAAGAAGAAUAUAAAUUGAUUAUUUUUUUUAUUUAAAGGGAUAGUUGAUUCUUGGGGUGUUUUGAAAUUAAGUUGGAAUUAAGUUGCUUAAGCAUAUUUAUGUUGUGAGAAACCUUAAUAUGAGGUUUAUCAUGCCCUUUUUCAAGCAGAUUUAUGAGCAGAUUUCUGUCACAUAAGUCAUCUUCUGCUUGAGCAUCCUAAUAUUUAAAUGCAUCAGGGGAGCGCUCCACUGGAUAAGCAUUUUAUUUCCCGCAUGGCAUAAUGUUUUUGCACUAAAGGCUCAAAGUGUGAGAACCUGUUCUGGACUUGUUGGAAAUUAUUUCACCAAUAAAGAUCAUAAAUAAAUGUUUCUUUCAAGAAAA
Messenger RNA from Pongo pygmaeus (Bornean orangutan), 1960 nucleotides. It is a transcript of the gene FBXO9, whose product is annotated as F-box protein 9. The coding region runs from base 137 to 1450 and encodes 437 amino acids. Gene Ontology annotation, molecular function: protein binding. The record is from RefSeq and is a predicted model, not a curated record. Gene Ontology annotation, cellular component: SCF ubiquitin ligase complex; cytoplasm. Lineage: Eukaryota; Metazoa; Chordata; Mammalia; Primates; Hominidae. Gene Ontology annotation, biological process: SCF-dependent proteasomal ubiquitin-dependent protein catabolic process. The transcript has 13 exons.